GAUAAGCCCCGAUAGUCUUUUAUUAUUAUUUUGUGGAGAAAACGCGCAAUUGUCUUCGAUCGCUGAAAACCACGUAUUUUCCUGCCUAGCGAUGACGGAAGUGCCGCCCAAGAAGCGCAACGCCUGCGUCAUCGUUCUGGGCGACAUUGGGCGCAGUCCUCGAAUGCAGUACCAUGCACAGAGUCUCCUGGAGGAGAAUUACCACGUGGACGUUAUUGGCUAUCUGGAGACGAGACCAUUGGAGGCACUUACUCAACAUCCAUGUUGCCGAAUCCAUGAGUUAACUGCCGUUCCAGUGACGAACCUCACGCCCAAGUUGCGGUUGCUCUUCAAGGCCUUUUGGCAGACCCUCAGUCUUCUAAUAGCCCUCAUCUCCAUUGGGCGACCCAGCUUCCUGCUAGUCCAGAAUCCGCCCGGGAUUCCAACGUUGAUCGUAUGCUAUCUAUAUUGUGCGGUGACCCGAACAAAAUUGGCCAUAGAUUGGCAUAAUUACACCUAUACAGUGCUUGCGUUGGGAAUGUCCAAUGGGGAACAGGGCCUUCUGAUCCGAAUAGUGAGGCGACUGGAACGCUAUUUUGGGUCCAAAGCCCACACUCACUUCUGUGUGACACGCGCAAUGCAGGAGGAUCUCCAGCAGAACUGGGGUAUUGGGCCUGUUAAAGUUCUAUAUGAUCGUCCGCCCACGCAAUUUCAUCCCAUAGACCUGCCCCAGAAGCACGAUUUAUUCCUGAAGCUAGCCAAAGAUUAUCCUCAGUUUCAGGCAAAGGACAUCAAACAGUCAGAGGUGCUGGAAUCCACUGCACUAACCCAGAAACUGUUAAACGGCAACGUGCAAUACAAGCCCCUGCGACAGGCUGUCCUCGUUUCGAGUACUAGUUGGACGCAGGAUGAGGACUUUGGGAUACUACUGAAAGCUUUGCAGGCCUACGAGGAUACGGCGCAAGCAGAGCCUUUAGUGUAUCCCUCUCUGCUGUGCAUUAUCACAGGAAAGGGACCACAAAAAGAGCAUUAUAUAGCGGAAAUCGACAAACUGGAAUGGCAAAAGGUGUCCGUAAUCACGCCUUGGUUGGAGAUUGAGGACUAUCCCACCGUGCUCGCCAGUGCCGACCUCGGAGUGUGCCUGCAUUGGAGCACCAGUGGUUUGGACUUGCCCAUGAAGGUGGUGGAUAUGUUCGGAAGCGGCCUGCCAGUCUGCGCCUACGAUUUCAAGUGUCUGCACGAGUUGGUGAAACACGGUGAGAAUGGCUUUGUGUUUAGGGACCACAUUCAGUUGGCCGAGCAACUGAGAAUUUGGUUCGAGCAUUUUCCAAAAAAUCCAAGUAUCCUGGAGACGCGAGCCGGCUUUCAGCGCAACCUUCAGGAGUUCCAAGAGUUGCGAUGGCGAGAAAGUUGGCGUAAUAUAGCCGCUCCCGUACUGGAGGCAUUCCUCUAAUGCAUUUUAUGUUGCUUUUUUAACAAAAUAUUUGACAAUUACACGUUAAGACAGACUUUCUUCAA
This is a messenger RNA of Drosophila eugracilis, 1497 nucleotides long. RefSeq names its product chitobiosyldiphosphodolichol beta-mannosyltransferase (gene Alg1). The record is from RefSeq and is a predicted model, not a curated record. Gene Ontology annotation, molecular function: mannosyltransferase activity. The transcript is spliced from 3 exons. NCBI's taxonomy places the organism in Eukaryota, Metazoa, Arthropoda, Insecta, Diptera, Drosophilidae. The coding region runs from base 92 to 1432 and encodes 446 amino acids. Gene Ontology annotation, cellular component: endoplasmic reticulum.